UUUGCUGGUUAGUGAUAUUCAAGUAUGUCUCACUGUCCCAUUUUAUGUGAGAUUCAUUCUCAAAAUGGUGGAACUUAUAUAUAAAUUUCGCUCAAUAAAAAAAGAUAGGAGUAAGACUUGAUUAAUUGCAUUUUUUAUAUCCUUUACUUUAUCAUGCUCACACACUUAAAUUCUCCCGAACAUUCGUCCUAAGAAGAACUCAUUAACACUUGAGCACAAGGGAAUUAGGUUUACACUACAUCUGCAUUCUGCAUAGCACUGCCUAUCUAUCACUCAUUGAAAAUUUUCAUUCUACUUUCCAACCUUGCCAAAUUAAUGGACGCUAUUCAGGCUCAAGCUGUAUCUCCUCUUGAUCACGAUGAGAUGGAGUUCGAGGAGUAUGUAAUGGAAGACAAAUGGGAAGAAGUUAUUGAAAUGUACAAAAAUGAUAGUCGUUUUCACAAGAUAAAAUUGAAGGGAAGAGGAACAGCAUUGCAUGUGGCAAUAAACAAUGGGUAUGUAAACUAUGUGGAAAGGCUUGUAGAUGCAAUAGUAAAGCAUGAUGAUAAAAGUGGUUUAACAUUGUUGAAUGAAAAAGAUGCUACACCUCUUCACCUUGCAGCAUAUAGAGGAUUCACAAGUAUGUGUGAAUAUAUAAUUGGAAAAAAUGGUGAAAGAAAUGAUUUUAUUCAAGUUAGAAAUUCAAAUGGAGAAACACCACUUUUUUGGGCUGUGCUUGCACGUCAAAGAAAAGUCUUUGUUUAUCUACAUCAGUUUGUCCAAUAUGAUUUCAAUUUUGCAAUCAAUUAUGAUGGCACUACCAUUCUUCAUGUUGCCAUUAUGAGAGAAAUGUUCGAUUUGGCAAAUAUAAUAUUGUAUUGCUAUCCUGGUCUUAGCUAUAUGAAGGACAAAAAUGAUGUCACACCUUUGGAAGUUCUUGCUACUAGGACAUCAGCCUUCAAUAGUGGAAGUACGCUAUUAUGGUGGGAGAAACUUUUAUACUACUGCAUUCCUGUCAAAGUCCAGGACCCAAAAACUAAAAUGGAAUCGUAUAACAAAGGUACAAAGAAAGAGAAAAAUGAAAGUGGAAUUUCAAUACCAUUAUACAAUGUUCAUGAAUUAGAAAAGGCAGGCAAAGUACGAUAUGCUCUUGCUCGAUUAGAUUUUAUUAGGUGUGCUAAGAUUUUAUGUCAUCCCAUUCAAAAGUUUGCAUUCAGAUUACCUAUCAUAUCACUAUUUGAUUUGGCGACAAUAAAGAUUAUUAAGAAUAAGCACAAAUAUGGUGGUCAACUUUUGAAAGCAUUUAUGAAAAAUCCUUGUCAAUCAUACACGGGUGGUGAGGACCCUGGGGUUGAUGAAGCUGCAGAAAAUUUUGCAAAAUUUAUCCAGAAAAAACGGAUCGAUACAUUAAGGGACUUACAAAAUACCACAAAGCAAGAGACAGAAGAAAAUAAAAAAGGGGAAGAUUCAGCAAUAAAAGAUGAAAAAGAUACCACAUUUUUGGCAGUAGCAAAAAGUGGCAUAGUUGAAAUUAUGGAAGAGCUUGAUUCUAAAGUACCAAUUAACUCUGACAAGAAAGGCUUAUUACUUGUAGCAAUGAAGAAUAUCAAAAAAGAAAUAUUAUCAACAGAAAAAACUGACAAAAAUGAAACAGCAUUUUUAAUUGCAGCAAAACAUGGCAUAGUUGAAAUGAUUCGUGAGCUUCAUAACCAAAUGAAAAGUGUGAUCCAUGAGACUAACUCUAACAAUGAAAAUGUAUUGCUUUUAGCAGUGAAGAAUAGGCAAUCUCAUGUUGUUGAGUUGUUGAAGAGAUUAUUAUCCACAGAUAUCUUUCAUGGCUUAAAUGUAGAAGUGGAUAACAAUGGAAACACCAUGUUACAUUUGGCAGCAUGUGCAUCAAUUCAUAACGAAAACACUUGGAGAAUAUCUGGUGCAGCCAUGCAAAUGAUGUGGGACAUCAAGUGGUAUAAGUACAUCAAAGGAUUAGUACCAGAUCAUUUCAGUCAUAGAACAAAUAAAGAAGGCAAAUUCCCAAGUGAAAUCUUUAAGGAGCAACACAAAGAACUUCUACAUGACAGCAUUGAUUGGUUGAAAGAUACAGCAGAGUCAUGCUCAGUUGUAGCAGCACUCAUUGCAGGCGUAUCCUUUGCAACAUCAGGUAAUGUCCCUGGAGGCAAUGAUUCGGACACAGGAAAACCAGCAUUAGAAGAACAACCUGUAUUUGAAGGAUUCGCUGUAUCUUCGUUAAUUGGACUUUACUUCUCUGUCACUGCACUCAUCAUGUUCCUUUCUAUACUCACUUCUCGAAAACGAGUCGAAGACUUCAGUGGAGACUUGCCAAAGAAGCUUCUUUUGGGAUUAAGUUCUCUCUUCGUAUCCAUUGUUGCCAUGCUUGUUUCUUUUUGCGCCGGACAUUUCUUUGUGCUCACUGAUAAAUAUUGCAAGAAUAAUAUCUUGUUCUAUUUAUAUAUUUCCAUUUGCUUGCCAGUCACAUUCUAUGCAGUUGUUCAAUUUCCAUUAUAUAUUGAUCUUCUUAAAGUUAUUUGGAAGAAGGUGCCACCAUCAAGUUUUAAGGGUGUUCAUUUGUAAAGGUAUUUGUUUUAUUGUAUUGCUUUGUGUGGAUUGAAACUCAUGAUGAGUUUGGUUUGUAUUUAAAUAAUGUGUCUUGUGUGUUUAAUAUGUUUGGAGGUAUAAUGUUAUCUAUGUGUGAUUUGA
Molecule: messenger RNA, 2694 nt
Organism: Trifolium pratense (red clover)
Lineage: Eukaryota; Viridiplantae; Streptophyta; Magnoliopsida; Fabales; Fabaceae
Exons: 8
Coding region: 316-2568 (750 amino acids)
Molecular function (GO): protein binding
Source: RefSeq, a predicted model, not a curated record